Messenger RNA from Lodderomyces beijingensis, 852 nucleotides. The record is from the annotation of a GenBank genome assembly. Lineage: Eukaryota; Fungi; Ascomycota; Pichiomycetes; Serinales; Debaryomycetaceae.
AUGUCUCAAAGGAUAGCCGAGAUCAUCUCCAAGAUUGCCUUGCCAGCAGGCAUUGCAUUUGCCGUGGGCCAAUCCGCAAUGUACGACGUGCCAGGCGGGAGAAAAGCCAUCUUGUUCGACCGUUUGAAAGGUGUGGAGCAGACAGUCAUUGGCGAAGGGACUCAUUUCCUCGUGCCUUGGUUGCAAAAAGCCAUCAUCUUUGACGUGAGAAUCAAACCCAAGGUGAUCACGACAACCACGGGCUCAAAAGAUUUGCAAAACGUCUCGAUAACAUUGCGUGUCUUGACAAGACCCGAUGUGCCCAAAUUGCCCACCAUAUACCAGACUCUCGGCUUGGACUAUGACGAAAGAGUCUUGCCCGCCAUCGGGAAUGAAAUAUUAAAGUCGAUAGUUGCGCAAUUUGAUGCUGCGGAGUUGAUCACUCAAAGAGAAGUUGUUUCAGCGAGAAUCAGACAGGAGUUAUCGAGAAGAGCUAACGAAUUCAAUAUCGAGUUGGAAGACGUCUCAAUCACCCACAUGACUUUUGGCCGCGAGUUCACCAAGGCCGUGGAGCAGAAACAGAUUGCUCAGCAGGAUGCCGAGAGAUCAAAGUACUUGGUUGAGAAGGCAGAGCAGGAGAAAAAAGCUAGUAUCAUUAGAGCUGAAGGUGAAGCUGAAUCGGCAGACGUUGUUUCUAAAGCAUUGGCCAAAGCGGGUGAUGGUUUGUUGAUGAUUAGAAGAUUGGAAGCCUCAAAGGAUAUUGCAAGCACCUUAGCUGGAUCUCCAAACGUUACAUAUUUGCCAAGCAACGGAGCAGGCGGAGAGGGUUCCGAUGGGACGUCCAACUCCCUUUUGUUGAAUUUGGGUCGUUGA